Messenger RNA from Engraulis encrasicolus (European anchovy), 2908 nucleotides. RefSeq names its product zinc finger protein 3-like. The transcript has 11 exons. Lineage: Eukaryota; Metazoa; Chordata; Actinopteri; Clupeiformes; Engraulidae. The record is from RefSeq and is a predicted model, not a curated record. Gene Ontology annotation, molecular function: sequence-specific DNA binding; DNA-binding transcription factor activity, RNA polymerase II-specific. Gene Ontology annotation, cellular component: nucleus. Gene Ontology annotation, biological process: regulation of transcription by RNA polymerase II. The coding region runs from base 98 to 2269 and encodes 723 amino acids.
GAAGGAAGAAAACAUCCGUAGGCGACGUCUUCUCAUAUUCAGAGAAUCUCUUGCCACAGCAUGUUUAAAAUCUAAAAAGUUAUCGCCGCUUGAAGACAUGGACUCCCCGCCGCCUUGGUCAUCUCUCCGCCUUCUAAUUCCCCCUGUGCGGCUGAUCUCAGCCUGUAUGUGGCAGGUAGCCCAAGAACAACACCUGGAGCAUUAUGAGCAUCUGGAGAACUUUGUCACUUUGGUCACCAAGAUUGUCCCCAAUGUGCUAAGCCAGAGGCAGAGGAGCACGCUUAUCAUGGGGCUCCGUGCAAAGGUGUUGUUGGAGAUGUGCAGAGGCGAUUUGCCUGUUGAUUCGGACACCAUCAAGAAACGACUGCAUCAAAUGCAGCCUACUGAUCAUGUGAAGUCAAACCAUUCAGAAAUGAACACUUUUCAAAGGGACUUGUCGAGUCUUAUUUUCAAUUUGUUGGAGGACCCAGCCAAGAAGGAAGAUUUUUUUCAGAGAGUCUAUCCCGUGGAAUAUGGACCUGACUUUGACAAAGCUCUUCAGGUUCUGGUGUGCUAUUUCCUUUCAAGACUGGAUCAACUUCUCCCUGUGCCAAAUUUUAAACAGGUUGCGUCUUGGAUGAAGAGCUCCUGUGUGUGGGAUGAAUGUGAGCAGUACAUGUGUCAUCAGACAGAGGACCUCCAACAUCUCCUGCAGCAGAACCGUCACAGGUCUUUGGACAACAACGGCCUUCCAUCUAUAGUGGAGGACAGAGUCAUCUCUGCAUUGUCACUGCCCCCUAGUGUGGACUUGCCUCACAGUAAGAGCAUCUUUCAGAGGGAGGCCUGCGUGGUCACUCUGAGCCCCUCUCCUCAGCCGGCAGGAGAGCUUCACCAGGACUCCCAAGGUCUCAACACAACCUCAGCUGCAAACAGAGAUGGAGAACUGGAGCAGGGCAAGCCUCGGAAAGAUGUUGAGACAGAACGGGAUCAAAGAGUCUCUGAGGAGAGGGGGAGUGAGACUACAGCUGUUUCCAUUACUUCACGUUUGUCUCAAAAGAAGUGUGGCCGUAAGGCCAAAGUGCUCAAGCCGAAGGCCAGCAAGACACGACCAUCCCAAGAAUCAGCCCAGAAAGUAACUCCCUUGCUGCUCUCCGGUAUUUCCAGCAACCGCCAACAUGACCCCAAAGGGAAGGUCCGCUUGCCACCAGUAGGCCAAUGGAAGAGGCCCACUCUUUCUCAGCGGGCCCAGAAGCAGUGCCCCCAUUGCAGCAGGAGCUUCGCCUACUACUCCGAGUUCCUACGACACCAGCGGCAGUCUCACCAGCGGCUGUACCUCCGCAAAGCCGCCACCUUCCCAUGCGGGGACUGCGAGAGGACCUUCGACUCCCUGACCGCCCUGAAGCAGCACCAGAAGCCCAAGAAGAAGCCCAUCAAGUGCUCCCGCUGCGGCCAGACCUUCGAGCGGCUCUGCGGCUUCAUGAGCCACCAGGCCACCCAUCAGGAUGACCCACCCGAUCCGACUCCUGCGUCUGCUCCGUCCACCUCCACGGAGGAGAGGCCCACGGCGGACAUCGAGGACGAGCCUGUGACCAAAAUCAGCGCCACCGAGUGUCGCUUCUGCGGGCUGAACUUCUUCACCACGCUGGAGCUGAAGGACCACCUGAUGACGCACACGGAGCUCAACCCCCACCGCUGCAGCCUGUGCCACAAGAGCUUUGCGCACCGGUACACCCUGGUGGCUCACAUGGCCAUGCACAAGGGCGACAAGCCCUGCCUGUGCGAGACCUGCGGGAAAUCCUUCUACACGAUCCAGCACCUCAAGGCGCACAUGAAGCUACACAAAGUCAGCAGCGAAAAGGCCACUUGCCCGUACUGUGGUAAAACGCUGAGCACCGAGCAAAACCUCCGGACCCACAUACGCAUCCACACAGGAGAGAGGCCGUUUGUGUGCGCGCAGUGCGGCAAGGGCUUCAACGAGGCCGCCACCCUGCGCACGCAUAUGCUCUGGCACUCGGGCGAGAAGCCGUUCAGGUGCGGCGUGUGCGACAAGGCGUUUGUCACCAAAAGCCUGCGCAACUGGCACCAGCGCAGUCACACGGGGGAUAUCCCGCGACGCCACGUCUGCAGCACGUGCGGGAAGACGUUUGUGCGGCGCGCAUGCUGGAAGAAGCACCUGGUGGUGCACACAGGGGAGAGGAAUUUCAGGUGUCCGCUGUGUCCCAAUACUUACAAGCGUAAAUCGCACCUCGAUAUACAUAUUAAAAAACACAACAAUGAUAUGUACAGCUGAGGAGAAGCGGUUUGAAAAGACCUAGCCUGAUUGGUUGUUGUUGAGUGGAACUCAAGGUUUUCUUUCAAUGUAUUAAGAAAUGCAACAUGGAACUCUCCAUACAGCAAGUCAUGCAUAUAUCAUCAAUUAUCUAAACAUAAUCUGAAAAGAAUUAUUUUCCAAAUAUCAAACAUUUUUGUCGUUUGAUAUUGCUUCAAUUUCAUUUGUAAUUUACAGUAAAAUUAACUACAUUUAAACCAUGUAACUUCAUGCUGUUAUUAACCAGUAUAAUGAAUGGUUAUAUUAUAUGAAUGCAUAUGUAUUAUGAAAGCAGCAGCUCCUCGCUUAUCAUUUUCAUUCUUGGGCAAUUCUGUGUAUGACAAUGGUGUAAAGCCAAAUAAGUUGAAUAACAGUUCAUGCUACUACAGUUUGGAUAUUGUUAUGUAUGGGUCAACUGGUUAAGUGAAGUGCCCCAACGUUUUUUCUCCUGUCACAAUUCAUAAUUGCACAUUUGUUGAAAAUGUAUGGAUAUGUGUCUUCUGCCUCACCACUUGAGAUUGUAGUUACAAUCUGUAGUUACAAGUUGAUGCUAUGUGUGUGAGGUAGGCUAUGUGACUGUCUACUGUCUAGCGACUUCUGAUUAAAAACGUUUGAACAUCA